GUGGCACGGUGUUGUGCAGGGCGGAUUAGGACGUGCCAGGGCGGCCAAUGAGCUCUGGGACACUGGCUCGCGGACCCUCCCUGGGCGGUGCUUCUCUGCUCUGAGGUACCGCCCUCGUGGGCAGGGUACCCCGUUGGACCACCGACCCUAGGCCGCGUUACUGCCCAAUCAGUGGGUUUUCCCGAUUAAAAAGAGGGGUGGUUUAGAAGGUUCCAGAGGAAUGAGGCGGGUGGACGCAAUUGAGCUAUGUUCUGAGCAAGGUUCUAGGACUGGUGAUUGCAUUGGCGAAAGCAGGGCGUACACCUAUUCCCUCACCUGGAUCAGGUGCGCGCCCGUUGGGCGGGUCCUGUUGGAGAGGCUGGCCAAGGAGAACGCCUUCCUCUUCCUGGGCUGGUGUGAGGAGCUCCGGCACCGAGCGGAGCGGCGGGCAUCAUGAAUAACCCUAUACCUUCCAAUCUGAAAUCAGAAGCAAAGAAGGCUGCCAAAAUAUUAAGAGAAUUCACAGAAAUAACUUCCAGAAAUGGACCUGAUAAGAUCAUUCCUGCCCAUGUUAUUGCAAAAGCAAAAGGACUUGCAGUUUUGUCUGUGAUUAAAGCUGGAUUUCUGGUGACAGCCAGGGGAGGCAGUGGCAUUGUCCUGGCACGUCUUCCAGAUGGAAAAUGGUCUGCACCUUCAGCCAUUGGGAUAGCUGGGCUUGGUGGAGGAUUUGAAAUAGGAAUAGAGGUAUCGGAUUUGGUGAUAAUUCUGAAUUAUGACAGAGCAGUAGAAGCCUUUGCAAAGGGCGGAAACUUGACACUUGGAGGGAAUUUUACUGUAGCAGUUGGGCCCCUUGGCAGGAACCUGGAAGGAAACGUGUCCCUGAGGAGCUCUGCAGCUGUCUUCACUUACUGCAAAUCCAGGGGCCUCUUUGCUGGCAUUUCCCUGGAAGGAAGCUGUUUGAUUGAAAGGAAAGAAACUAAUCGGAAAUUUUACUGUCAGGACAUUCGAGCUUAUGACAUUUUAUUUGGAGAUGUUCCACGACCUGCCCAAGCAGAAGAUCUUUAUGAAAUUCUUGAUUCCUUUACUGAAAAGUAUGAAAGUGAAGGACAGCGCAUCAAUUUGAGGAAAGUAGCACGGGAGCAGAGGAAGGCUAAAGAAUUACCUCCAAAACCAUCAUCAAGACCACAGCAAUCCCGAGCACCUGGCCAGCUGAGUGCUAGCUCCCAGAGUAAUGGAAAUGAAUAUAAGCUAUAUCCUGAGCUUUCUAGCUAUCAUGAGAAAACUGGUAGUUUGAAUCAGCCAAUAGAAGUGACAGCACUGUACUCUUUUGAAGGGCAACAGCCAGGUGAUUUGAAUUUUCAAGCCGGAGACAGAAUCACAGUUAUAUCAAAGACGGAUUCACAUUUUGAUUGGUGGGAAGGAAAACUUCGAGGGCAAACUGGAAUUUUUCCAGCCAACUAUGUAACUAUGAAUUAAAGUUCAUGCUAGUUUGUUAUUUGAUAAUUACACAAAAAUAUUUCUGCACAGACAGGAUUCAUUUAUUUACAUUAAUCUAUUUAAACACAUCCUUGCUCUGCAAGUAUUUUAUCCAGUUGGAAAAGAUUUUUCUCUGCAUAUAAAUAAAUGGUUAAAUUAACAUGUUACUAAACACUUUGUAUUAACUUAAUCUCAUAAACUAUUCUACAGUUGUCAUCAACAAUUUUUAUGGUCAUGUUUCUUUUGUGCUUAUCAGACCCCACUGACCCUUGAAUAAUCUGACUGCUUAUUACCACAGUUUUAGUGUAAACAAAGCAUGUCCGGGGAGCACUGCUCACUUUUAUAUGAACAUGGGUCAACCUCUGAACAUCUGGGUAGGGUAGAGUUUUGUUCUUUUCAUUUAACAAAGUUUAGGUGAUUAAAUGAGCUCGUGAACAUAAAGAAUAGAAGGUUCCCACAGAGUAGAGGGGCCUCAGAGCCUUCAGGAAAAAAGGCUCUGUUUGUCUCCCACCCUGCUGUGUUUUGCUAUCCAUUCUCUCCCAAGACAAACCAUAGAAAAUAGAAUUUCUGUUCCCAAUAAAUCUUAGAAUCUAGAACCUCUUUUUCUUAAAGCAAAUCUCCAUGCCUAGAAAUAGGAGUCUUCCCCUAUGCCUCCACCUUUCCAUCUUGGAACUAACCAUGAAGAAAUUCUAUGAUGUGCUUUGCCUGGUGAGUCCUAAGAUCCACACUAGGCAUCAGGCAGGGAAUAUCAGGUAGUGGCCUCCACCAUGGAACCCAAGUGUAAAUCAGUCUGGAGCUCCCUUAAAAGAUGUCCCAUAAGAUGAUAAUCAAAUAUAUUUCCUUUAUUUCUCCCUUGUUAACUUGUCUUUUGAGAAUGAGUAUCAUCAUGACAUUGUAUGGCUGGCAGAAAAUGGAUCACUUCCUUUUCUCCUCUAAAGUAAGCACAAUCAAAUCAUUUUGCAUAAUACAGGAAACACUUGCCCUGUACCAGAACUUACAUUUUUUGGUUAAUUUGUAAACCUCAGACCAACUUUAAUGACUGAUCUUAAACAAUUUAUCCAACCUCUAUGCCUUAGUUUCUCCACCUCUGAUGAUUGCAUAAAAUGCUUAAAACAGUGUUGAUCAUGUAAAUAAAUCAUUAAACACCA
Molecule: messenger RNA, 2603 nt
Organism: Peromyscus californicus insignis
Lineage: Eukaryota; Metazoa; Chordata; Mammalia; Rodentia; Cricetidae
Gene: Sh3yl1
Product: SH3 and SYLF domain containing 1
Exons: 10
Coding region: 433-1455 (340 amino acids)
Cellular component (GO): ruffle membrane
Molecular function (GO): phosphatidylinositol binding; protein binding
Source: RefSeq, a predicted model, not a curated record